CGGGGUCGUUUCUGGCCAAGUCGUAGCGGAUUGCGUGUGUCAUUUACCUGACUUGACUAACAGAAAGUAAGAGUAGCACAAACAUGGCGGGACGUCUGCUUAUUCGAGCCUGCACUUCAACGACAUUGCGUCUGGGUAGGAAUGCGGUGGCAAAACCGUUUCAGCGAGCUUUGGCCAUAGACGGGAUACCAACAGAUGAGGAGCAGGCCACUGGGCUGGAACGACGUGUCCUACAGGGAUUUAAAGAGGGAAAAGAUCCAUACAGUGUACUGAAGCCGAAGCUCUAUCCUGGCACCAAGGAAAACCCUCAGCUUGUGCCAUGCAGUAUAGACAAGAGGCUGGUUGGCUGUAUUUGUGAGGAAGACAACACUGCCAUUGUAUGGUUCUGGGUCCAUGAUGGGAAACCACAACGCUGUCCUUCCUGUGGUACCCACUAUAAGCUGGUGAGCCAUGAAGAGCUUCAUUAAAAAUAAUGUGACUUCUACAGAAACAUGACAAAGACAAUCACAUUUGCCUUCUACGUGGCCAUAUAUACUUCGAUGUGUAAUGUUGAUCAUUAAAGUGUGACCCUUGAACUGAA
Messenger RNA from Cynoglossus semilaevis (tongue sole), 580 nucleotides. RefSeq names its product cytochrome c oxidase subunit 5B2 (gene cox5b2). The transcript is spliced from 4 exons. Gene Ontology annotation, biological process: mitochondrial electron transport, cytochrome c to oxygen. The record is from RefSeq and is a predicted model, not a curated record. Lineage: Eukaryota; Metazoa; Chordata; Actinopteri; Pleuronectiformes; Cynoglossidae. Gene Ontology annotation, cellular component: mitochondrial envelope; respiratory chain complex IV. The coding region runs from base 84 to 467 and encodes 127 amino acids.